UCAGAACUGGAGCUUUAAAACAGCACCCAGUCCUGGCCUUGCAAAUCGAGUCCGGCUGCUUCUCGGUGUGGGAGAAGUUCCCUCUGGCGGUGGCGGGAUAAGCGGGCUCCACCCCAGCUGCUGAAAUGUGAUACACGUUGUCACAGAACCGGAAGCUAGCCGGCUGUCUUGCUUCUCAAGAUGGCCGUGCCGGGACUCGCGGUUGGCACCGCCGCCCUCCUGCUGCUCGUCGCCGUUGUGGCUCCUUACCCCAAUGGAAAAGUCACCGAGUCCUGCCACAACAUGGUUCCUCGGCACGACCACACCCCGCACCCCGAUCCUGUGCACAGCGUGGCCGUGAGCCAGGCCACGUUCUCGCCGGGGGACCACCUCAAAGUGACGCUGUCCGGGCCGGAGUUCAAAGGCUUUCUCCUGGAGGCGCGGGACGCCGAGCAUUUGAGCGGCUCUCCGAUUGGCUCCUUCACUUUGAUUGACAGCGACGCGUCCCAGCUCCUGACCUGUGAAGACAGAGAGGGGUCGGCAGUGAGCCACACAAAUGCACACAAGAAGACAGAGAUUAAAGUCCGGUGGAAUGCUCCCCAGGGCGCCCCGAACCACAUCCAGUUUCUAGCCACGGUUGUGCAGAAGUACAAAACCUACUGGGUGAAGAUUCCCAGUCCUGUGAUUUCCCAGCCAAACGCACCUCCCUUCUCAACACCUGAACCUACGGCAGCACCUUUGUCCACCUUUCCUCCCGUCUCCCACUUAACCAAACGAUUCAGUGCCUCCGACUGUGGGAACAAGAAGUUCUGUGUCCGGAGCCCAGCGGCCUGUGACCCGGAGAAGGAGAGCGACUGCAUCUUCCUGUCCUUCGCCCGAGACGGCCAGUCCGUGGCCGUGGAACUGAGCGGUCCCAGCAGAGGCUAUCUGUCCUUUGCGCUUUCUCACGACAGAUGGAUGGGGGACGACGACGCUUACCUGUGUGUUCGGGAAGAGCAGACCGUGCGCGUCCAGCCCUCCCGCCUGAAGGGGCGGAGCCACCCCGUGCUGGAGUCCUGGGACGCCCUGGAGGACAUGGCGUGGAGGCUGGAGGACGGCGUCAUGCAGUGCUCGUUCAGACGGAACGUCACCCUUCCCGGGGUGGGGAACAGAUUUGACCUGAACGCCAGCUACUACAUAUUUCUGGCCUCUGGCGCCGCCGAGGAAGGUCAAAUUUAUAGGCAUUCGCAGCAGCCCCUGAUCACGUACGAAAAGUACGAUGUGACGGGCCACCCGGAGGACGUGGGAGGGUCCCACUGUCCGCUCCUUCUGAAGGCCCACGGUGCCCUGAUGUUGGUGGCCUGGGUGGCUGCCGUUAGCAUCGGGGUGAUCGUCGCCCGGUUCUUCAAGCCUGUGUUGUCACACCCCGUCUUUGGCGACGCAGCUUGGUUUCAGGUGCACCGCGCGCUGAUGCUCACCACCUGCGUCCUCACCGGCAUCGCCUUCGUCCUGCCCUUCGUGUACCGGGGAGGCUGGAGCAGGCGUGCAGGUUGUCACCCCUACCUGGGCUGCACCGUGAUGACCAUGGCGGUCCUGCAGCCCGUGCUGGCAGGCUUCCGGCCCCCUCUGCACGACCCCAGAAGGCACCUGUUUAACUGGACUCACUGGGGCAUCGGAACGGCUGCCCGAAUCAUAGCAGUGGCAGCGAUGUUCCUGGGCAUGGACCUCCCAGGGCUGAGCCUCCCCGGCCCCUGGAAAACCUACACGAUGCUGGGGUUCGUGGCCUGGCACGUUGGGGCUGAGAUCGUCCUGGAGAUACACGCCUACCGACUCUCUCGGAAAGUUGAAAUACUGGACGACACCAGAAUCCAGAUCAUCGAGCCGUUCACCAUAGCGGACGCAGAAGGCCACGCUUUCAAGAAGGCGGUGCUGGCGGUGUACACCUGCGGGAACCUCACCUUCCUCCUCAUCUUCUUAGCCGCCAUCUACCGCCUGUGA
Molecule: messenger RNA, 1956 nt
Organism: Phyllostomus discolor (pale spear-nosed bat)
Lineage: Eukaryota; Metazoa; Chordata; Mammalia; Chiroptera; Phyllostomidae
Gene: FRRS1
Product: ferric chelate reductase 1
Exons: 16
Coding region: 181-1956 (591 amino acids)
Molecular function (GO): oxidoreductase activity, acting on metal ions
Source: RefSeq, a predicted model, not a curated record